Dentiscutata erythropus is the source of this 2763-nucleotide messenger RNA. The record is from the annotation of a GenBank genome assembly. Lineage: Eukaryota; Fungi; Glomeromycota; Glomeromycetes; Diversisporales; Gigasporaceae.
AUGGGUGACGUUGUGGACAAAUCUAGGAAUACAGGAAUAGCUUUUAUCCCUGGCGUUACCGAACCACCUUACCAAACUGAAAAGUAUAUACGUAAUAAUGAAUCUAAGGAUCUCGACGAAUACCUCCAAGAUCACGAUCAAGAAUUGAUAAAUAAUGCUACUUCCAUGCCAAACCGUCUACGGAGGUUGCGGGAGGAUAGAUCAUCAUCAAAAGAUGCUAGUAACUCAAAGAUGAUUAAUCAUCUUGAAAUUGCCCGAUUUUCAACAGAAUCUCUACAUAGUUAUAAUUUUGUUUCAAAUGAUGUAUCAAUGUACGAAAAUAGGCAGAACAUUCUUCGUCGUUCUAUUGAUUUCAUGAAAAGCAAAAUAAAAGGAUGGAAAUUUUUAGAUGUACAUCAAGUUCUACUUUCAUUAGUAGAACCUGCAACUGGUACUUCUACGGAUAUUGUUCUUCCUCAAGAAGAAACCGGUGUUAAUGAUUCGCGUCUUUCUCGAAAGCCUAAAAUAACAUUAGGUUCAUUAUCAGAUAUUCCAUUAUACAAUAAUCCACCAUCUACUUUACACUCACCUACAAGAUUCACGCCACAAAAUCAAGCUAUUAUUACCACAGAUCAUCAAGGAAAUAUAUUAAAUGCCAAUGACAUUGCUUGCUUGAUAUUCAGUUACUCAAGAGCUGAAAUAUCUUCCAUAAAGGCAUUUGACCUGAUUGCCAGCCCUUAUAGAGAAAAGCAAGAAAAAUCUCUUGCAUUAAGACCUCAAAAUGAUCAUGAUAGUUGUGAAGCUGUGUUGGCUUGUGGUAAAGUAAUUCCGAUACAAAGAAAAAAUGAUGAAACAUCUGCAGCUUCAUUAUGGUUAAAGGCAAAAAAGGAUGAUGUAGGAAAUUCUAUUUUUAUUUGGAUAUUUGAAGAGAUUGUUGAAUCCAUGAUGACAGCUGAAAUAGAUGAGAAGGGUAUAAUACAUAAUUCGUCUGGUGAUGUAAAAGCUUUAUAUGGUUACACUCCUGAAGAAAUUGUAGGAAUGUGCGUGACCACUUUAAUCCCUGCAUUGGAAGUCAUCCCGUCAAUUGAGAAUAAUAAGAAUAAUAUGGAUAUUGAUAAUUCAAGUUUACCUGAUAUACGAUUAGACAUUGAACAAAUAAAUAAAACUAAAUAUUAUGGAAGUCGAUCAAAAAAUUGUGCAAAAUUCCCAAUAAUCGGAAAAAUAUCGACAUCAUCAAUUCAGGAAGAAACGCACGAUCAAGGAACCACCAUUUAUCGACUUAAAAUUAUAUCUAUGCCUACUAUUGCCGGAGUUAUAACUGCACAUGCAACUGGCAUCAUCCAGUCAUGCAAUUCCGUAUUUGUUAAAUACCUAUUUGGUGUUGGAUCUCAAGAGUUAAUCGGAAAGCGCUAUAUUGAAUCACUUUUACCUCAAUUUCCUCGCCUUAUGGAUAUCCUUACGUCCGAAAGAUCUCUUGUUGAAGGAGUUUUAAUUUCCGAAAAUGCUUUUCGACGUGCUGCUGCGUCAAUAUCUACUACAUCUAAAAAUAAGUCCCUAUAUUCUCAUACAAAAGACUUUUCAUCUACCACGUUAUCUAUUCAGGAACCUUCUGGCAUAAUAGCAGUUCACAGGGAUGGUACGGAAUUUGACGUGGACAUUCAAAUGCGUGUUGUUGAAUCUCCUGAUGAGCCAUUGCAUGCAUUGUGGAUUACUUAUGAUCGUAGUGCUAAUUUUGCAAAAGAGCAAUCCUAUUUUGAUAAUUUUGAAAAUCAUGUUGAGAGGCUCGAGACUAGUAAGCAUUUAGCAGACGAGAAAACCCAAGAAGAAAAGGAAAACUUUCAUAUAUCUAAAUUUAUAGCGGUGGGAGGCAGACCUCCUUUAUCAACAGGUCAUUCAUCUGAUCGACAAAUAAUUACGCCUCCUGUGAUGUCUCCUGCGCCUGAGCCUUUCGAUCCAAUGACAUAUUCAGCAAUAACAUUAGGAAAAACAAUUGAUGAUUUUGAAAUAUUAGAUAAUUUAGGUCAAGGAGCUUAUGGUCAAGUCAAGUUGGCUUAUGAUAAAAAUGAUCUUGAAAAGAAAAGAGUAGUACUCAAAUAUAUCGUGAAGUCACGGAUACUCGUAGAUUGUUGGACUCGUGACAAAGUACUUGGUACUAUCCCGUUAGAGAUUCAUAUCCUUCAUACGCUAAGACGAUAUCCUCAUCCAAACAUUGUACAAAUGGUGGACUUUUUUGAAGAUGAGGACUAUUAUUAUAUAGAAAUGGGUUUACAUGGUGCCGGCAUGGAUCUUUUUGAUUAUAUAGAACUGAAUACUACAAUGGCUGAAGACGAGAUAAAACUUAUUUUCCGUCAAGUUGCACGUGCUAUACAGCAUUUACAUCAGAGAAAUAUUGUACAUCGGGAUAUUAAGGACGAGAAUGUGAUACUCGACGAAAAUGGAAAUGUUCAAUUGAUUGAUUUUGGAUCUAGCGCAUAUAUCAAAGCUGGUAGAAAGUAUGAUACUUUUUGUGGGACUAUUGACUAUGCAGCGCCUGAAGUCUUGACUGGAAAGAAAUAUGAUGGUCCACCACAAGAUAUUUGGGCUUUGGGUAUUUUGUUAUAUACUCUUAUUUAUAAGGAAAACCCAUUCUAUAAUAUUGAUGAAAUUAUUGCCAGAGAUCUUAGAAUUCCUUAUAUAUUAUCUGAUGGAUCAAUUGAUCUUGUUAAAAAAAUGCUUGACCGCGAUGUAGAUAAGCGUCCAUCAAUAGAUGAUGUCUUAAAUCAUUAUUGGUUACGGGAAGAAUGA